CUUUGUUGGUCCAAAUGGAAUCUCAGUGGUAAUCUAUCCAACCCACAUCAUAUAGUAUACCACAAAAGUCUUGCCACCUCAAUCACGGUCAAUUUGCUGUCUGCAACUCUUUCCAACUCUUUCAGGUUCCAGCACCAAAAUUAACUCACCUUCUUAAGAUGAUCAUUGAACUGCUCCACUGUCACACACGCACAUAACAAACUUCAGACAUUCAUCCAGAUCUCAUCUCCCUCUUCCUUUUCUUCUUACUUAUUUCUACUUAUCCUCUUAAAGAAUUAUUUUUCGGGGACGAAGUUAGGAUUUUGAUUUCACUUUCUUGCACCCAAUUGGAUUUUGUUCAGAACCCAGUCAAUGAUUUAGUCAGUGUACUGCGAGGAAACUGUUUGUCUUGUUUAUAAUUUGAGAAACUAAGAUUCAAGUCGGUAAUUUGACAUUGAAUGUCUGGCGAAUUGAGAUUCUUUUAGACCGUAACUGAACAGUGAAAUUUGCAGUUUGGAUUUAUACUUUCAACUAAUAAAUGCCGAGGGGGAGAUCUGAUGGAUUGCAACAAAAGCAUUCACUUGCUUUCCUCAUCGUUGUGGCAAUUUUUCUGGGUUUUCUGUAUGUGUAUGGCGGAUCCAUCUUUGGUUCUCAGAAUAGUGGAUCAUCUGCUCUUGAAUAUGGCAGAUCUUUGAAAAGACUUGGCUCAUCAUAUUUAGGUGCAGAGGAUGAUAAUGAUGGCAAUCAAGAUGAAUCUUCGGCAACCAAUAUUGUCUUAAAGAGUUUCCCUGUUUGUGAUGAUCGUCAUUCGGAGUUGAUUCCAUGCUUAGAUAGACAUCUUAUCUAUCAAAUGAGGAUGAAGUUGGACCUGUCUGUAAUGGAGCACUAUGAGAGACAUUGUCCACCUGCAGAAAGGCGUUACAAUUGCUUAAUCCCUCCUCCAUCAGGAUACAAGGUCCCUAUUAAGUGGCCACAGAGCAGAGAUGAGGUGUGGAAAGCAAAUAUCCCACACACUCACCUUGCACAUGAGAAGUCUGACCAGAAUUGGAUGGUUGAAAAAGGUGACAAAAUAAUGUUCCCUGGAGGUGGAACUCAUUUCCACUAUGGAGCUGAUAAAUACAUUGCAUCAAUUGCAAAUAUGCUGAACUUUUCAAACAAUAAUCUAAACAAUGAAGGAAGAUUGCGGACAGUGCUUGAUGUUGGCUGCGGUGUUGCAAGUUUUGGAGCAUAUCUUCUAUCAUCCGAUAUCAUUGCAAUGUCCUUGGCACCAAAUGAUGUGCAUCAGAAUCAAAUUCAAUUUGCCCUAGAAAGAGGAAUUCCUGCAUAUCUUGGUAUCCUUGGAACUAAAAGACUCCCUUACCCCAGCCGGUCUUUUGAGCUUGUUCAUUGUUCUCGCUGUCGAAUUGAUUGGCUUCAAAGAGGUGGAAUUCUACUUCUUGAACUAGACCGAUUGCUGCGACCAGGAGGUUAUUUUGCAUACUCAUCUCCAGAGGCAUAUGCUCAGGAUGAAGAGAAUCUCAAGAUAUGGAAAGAAAUGAGUGAGCUUGUGGAGAGUAUGUGUUGGAAAAUAGCAGCAAAAAGGAACCAAACUGUUGUCUGGCAAAAACAUGGGACUAACGACUGCUAUAUGGAAAGAAAAACUGGUGCUCACCCUCCUCUUUGCCACCCUGAGGAUGACCCGGAUGCAGUUUGGGGAGUAAAUAUGAAAGCAUGCAUAACACCUUACAGUGACCAUGACAACAGAGCCGAGGGCAGUGGUUUAGCUGCAUGGCCUGCAAGAUUGACUACACCUCCUCCUAGACUAAGUGACUUUGGCUAUUCAAAUGAAAUGUUCGAAAAGGAUACGGAACUAUGGCAAAGGAGAGUUGCUAAGUACUGGGAUCUGUUGAGUCCGAAAAUUGCAUCAAACACUUUGAGGAACAUUAUGGAUAUGAAAGCAUACAUGGGUUCAUUUGCGGCAGCUCUUAUAGACAAGAAUGUUUGGGUUAUGAAUGUUGUGCCCAAUGUUGGAGUCAAUACACUUAAGCUCAUAUAUGACAGAGGUCUCAUAGGAUCUACUCAUGACUGGUGUGAAGCAUUCUCAACAUACCCCAGAACCUAUGAUUUACUUCAUGCAUGGAAUAUCUUGUCUGACAUAGAAAAGAGAGGUUGCAGUCUUGAGGAUCUAUUGCUUGAGAUGGAUCGUGUUCUUCGGCCCACUGGUUUCGUGAUCAUCCGGGAUAAACAGACAGUGAUUGAUUUUGUAAAGAAGUACCUAAGUGCUUUGCACUGGGAAGCAAUUGAUUCCAGUUCUGACUCUGUUCAGGAUGGUGAUGAAGUUGUUUUUAUCAUCCAGAAGAAACUGUGGCUGACUAGUGAAAGCUUUAGGGACGCAGAAUAAAUAGGACAACCAUUGCAUUUUCAUCUUCUUACAUAUUAUUAUCUGCUGCUGCAAGGGAUCAAAGCACUUCCCAAGUAGUGAAGUGGAGCAGUAAACAACUUCAUUUUGUAGCAUUACAUGUUCUUUUCCUUUCAUUUCAUUUCAUUUCAUUUCCCUCUUUUCAUUCUAAUUUUUGGGCGGAUGAUUAUUCAUGUGAUUAAGACAUACAUAGGCACGAAGCUUUUAUAGGCUAUUCAAAAUUUUGCCUGCAUUUGGGGGUUAUGUAAGUGUAAGCUAUAUAACAAUCAUGACAUAGUAGUCACUUAUAUAAGUUAUAUGAUUUAAUAUAUACACAUUUCUUGUC
This is a messenger RNA of Vigna unguiculata (cowpea), 2702 nucleotides long. Its product is annotated as putative methyltransferase PMT8. Gene Ontology annotation, cellular component: endosome; trans-Golgi network; cytoplasm. The record is from RefSeq and is a predicted model, not a curated record. Gene Ontology annotation, molecular function: methyltransferase activity. NCBI's taxonomy places the organism in Eukaryota, Viridiplantae, Streptophyta, Magnoliopsida, Fabales, Fabaceae.